This is a messenger RNA of Caenorhabditis angaria, 1091 nucleotides long. NCBI's taxonomy places the organism in Eukaryota, Metazoa, Nematoda, Chromadorea, Rhabditida, Rhabditidae. The record is from the annotation of a GenBank genome assembly.
UUGAGUGUGAAGACACCAACAGCGGUGACUGCGACCAAUUCGAAAACAUCGACAACGACUGAGAGUACGAUUACUCUGGAUGUUAAACAGGAUGCGUUUGGAACACUUGAUGUAAGAUUCGGUUGAAAAUUGAAGCUCAAAAAAGAAUAUAUAUAUGUGGCCGAGAAAUGUCGGGAAUUCGGCCACAUAUAUUUUUUGUUUGAAUUUUUUGAAAAGUUUCAAAAAAUGCUCAUAAUCUCUGGGUGAAAACGAAUGAGUCAUAAUUUUACAGGAUGAGGAAUUUGAAAAAGCCGCCGCAAACAUUCCAAAUCAACUCAACGAUGAAGACGAAAAGGAUAUCCUCCGCCUUGCUCCAAAAAUCCUAAAAAUCGCCAAACGCCACAAGGCAAUGGAGAAAUGUCGAAGACAGCCGAAGAGAACGAAACGCUCGCCAAAUUCUUUUCGGGCAAAAAGUCGUUGACUCCCGAAGUUUUGGCGACACUCGAUGUUGGUCUCGAUAAAAUCAUUGAUCAUCUUCAUAAGAAUAAUUUGGCGAUUGAUGAGGAGACGAAACGAAUUAUUAAACAUCGCGAUAAAUUGAAGGCGGCGAUGAUGAAGGAGUUUUUGGUGUCUCCACAGUAUUUGCCGAAGAGUUGGACAGCUAAAUUUAAUCGUAAGUUUUGCAAACGUGCAAAAUUUCCUUGCUAGAAAGAUAAUUUUCAGAAUGGAAAAGUGAGGCUGAAAAUCAGAAAAAUGGUGUAAACUGGUUCCGAAUUCUAUUCGCCUAUCCAAAACAUAAAUCAUUUGAUGAUGGACCAGAAGACAUAUUUGGAAAUUUUAAUAAAAGAGAUCGAGGGCUUUUGAUUGGCCUUAUUCUUGGACCUGGAGAUGUCAAAUCAUUUGAGGAAACUAAACGGGAAGACGAUUGUCAGGGAAUGUUCCUUGAUACAAAAUUGAUUGAGCACGCUGGAAAUGAGCCGGAUUUGACGAGUGCAACGAAGACUUAUGUGAAUUUGGAGAAAAUGGAGAAGCAAGCGUCGGAGCCGAAAAUAUCGGCGAAUUUGAAUAAUAAUAAGGAGAAAGCGGAGAAUGAGAAGAAAAAGAGGAUGUGA